AAAGCCCCACGGGGAACCUUCUUCUUCGAGCCCAACCUGGCCACCUUGCUCGCCGCGCAAUCCGUUUGUUCGCUGGCCAGGUGGCUGUGCGGAACAUGGUCAGCCUCCAACUCAUAUGCGCGUCGAGACCGGUGGGAGGAGCUGCAGACUCGCAGCGCUGACAUCCUCCUCAUCGGCGGAGGGGAUCUGGAGGAGAUCUAUGUCGGCCUGUGGUACCCCGGGGUGUCUGUUGAUGUUGGCGGGUACUUCACAGGCAUACGAUCUGGCUACAUGUCAUUGUUUGCCGCCGUCGGGAGUGGCUCUGACAAGUUUGUCACCUGCCGACCUAUCAAUCCAUCUCCAGGAUCGGACGAGACGCUUGCUCUCUCACGAAGCUGGGCAGAACAAUGCUUUGAGCACCAUGAGAAAUGCCCUAAACCAAGCCCAUCAUUCAUGCCCAGAAUGAUACUAGAAUGUACGAGGACCACCGCUGGCUACCAAGCAGCCAUCCGCUUCCCAUCCCCAACAGCCCCAGCGCCCUAUCUCGCCCUCAGCUACUGCUGGGGCGGCGACCAGCCUCACAAGACAACACGCAGCAGGCUGGCCUCGGAGCAAGUAGGCCUGCUGUGGGACACCCUGCCGGCCUCCAUCCAGGACGCGAUCGUGGUCACCCUCAGCCUAGGGUACCGCUUCCUGUGGGUCGACAGCUUGUGCAUCGUCCAGGACGACAACCUCGACAAGCAGCGGCAGAUCGCCCUCAUGCCCCAGAUUUACCACAACGCUGCCAUCACCAUCGUGGCAGCGCGGGCCGAGAGGGCUGUGGACGGUUUCCUCCAUCCACACCCUUCUUCUUCUUCUUCUUCCUCUUCUUCUUCUUCUUCUUCUUCUUCUUCUUCCUCCUCCUCCCCCUCAAUCGGCCCCGUGUACACAGCCAACGCCCAGACGGCAGACCGGCCAGAGCCCACCGACUACCGCGGCUGGUGUCUCCAGGAAGCCUUCCUCUCGUCGCGCGUGCUCGAGUUCGCCACCAACAACGUAAACUGGUGCUGCGCCACGCAGUUCGGCGCCGACAAGCCCACCGACGGCUGGAAGGCCUCGGGCCACGAGCCCCAGCUCCGCGCGCAGUUCAGCAUCCAGCGGCUCCAGCAGCAGUACCCCGGCCACCAGCAGCAACAAAGCCACGGCCGCGACCGCUGGCUGUUUGGCCUCAGCAGGGGCGAGCACGAGUUCUACCAGCUGGUGGAGAAGUACUCGCGGCGGCACCUGACGGACCCUCGGGACCGCAUCCUGGCCAUCUCGGGCAUCGCCGACAUGAUGCGUGCGGCGAGCGACGGCGGCGCCUACAAGGCCGGCCACUGGACGCGCACGCUGCAGCGGUGGCUGCUCUGGCGCAUCGACGUGCGGGCACGCAGGGCGCGGCCCGGUGCGUACCAGGGCCCGUCCUGGUCGUGGGCCGGCGUCAACGGCCCCGUCGAGUUCAUCCUUGCGCGGUUCGAAAUGGACCUGGGGGACGAGGCCGCCAUGGGUCUCGAGGUGAACGUCAGGCUCGUCGACGAGGAGGCGCCGUGCGGUGCGGUUCAUGAGGGCCGCGUCACGGGGUCGGGGAAGAUGCUUCGUGCUUUGUGGUCGUGGCGACAGGCUGAGCCGCGCCAUUCCCUGCACAGGGUGUCGUUGUUGCCGGCAACACGAGAGGGAUCGUCUUGCACAGACGGACACGGCGUCGAGCAGAUCCCCAUGCUGCAGAUGUUUCCUGACGCUCUCGAGAGCGAC
Molecule: messenger RNA, 1749 nt
Organism: Cryphonectria parasitica EP155
Lineage: Eukaryota; Fungi; Ascomycota; Sordariomycetes; Diaporthales; Cryphonectriaceae
Product: HET-domain-containing protein
Exons: 4
Source: RefSeq, a predicted model, not a curated record